AUGGAAAUUGAUAUUGAGUCCAUUGAGUCUCAAAGUGUGGAUGUUGAGGUUGAAGAGAUUGAUGGAUCGAGUUUGAAUAACGAAACUCAAGGCGAUCAACUCCAAAGAAGAAAAAGGAAGCUGACCUCAAAAGUUUGGAGUCACUUUGUUCAUCUUCUUUUGGGUCCGGACAAGAAAUUGAAGGCCAAGUACAAACAUUGUAGCUCUGCAUACCUCGCGGAUAGCAAGUACGAAACUGAGACUACUCUGGGUAGAAUUAGCUUUACUUCUUAUGCAUGGAGUUCUUUGGCUAGUGAUGGAUAUGUUUGUCUCAUUGCGCAUUUCAUAGAUAAUAAUUGGAACUUACAGAAAAAAGUGUUAAACUUUAGUUUUAUGCCACCCCUACAUAGUGGCGUUGUUUUGUCUGAAAAACUUUAUGAUUUUUUGAGUGACUGGGGAAUUGAGAACAAGGUGUUUAGUGUGACACUAGAUAAUGCUUUUGCAAAUGGUGUUUAUGUUGACAUGUUAAGAGAGCAAUUAGUUGCGAAAGGGGUUCUUGUACACAAUGGCGAUCUAUUUCACAUGCGAUGUUGUGCACACAUACUAAAUUUAGUUGUGCAAGAGGGUUUGAAGCAGAUUGAUGAUUCCAUUGUUAAGAUCCGUGAUAGUGUCAAUUAUGUCAAGGGAUCCCAAGUGAGGAAACAAAAGUUUUUAGAUUGUGUGAAGUUAGUUGCAAUUGGUGAUAAGAAAGGGUUAUGUCAAGAUGUACCAACUAGGUGGAACUCGACAUAUCUUAUGCUUGAGAGUACUCUUUACUAUCGCCGUGUCUUUCAACAUUUAGAGUUGAGUGAUUCAAACUACAAGCAUUGUCCUUCUACUGCCGAGUGGGACAAAGUUGAGAAGAUUAAAACUUUUUUGAAGUUGUUCUAUGAUGCAACUCUUAAAUUUUAUGAAACAAAGUAUCCCACUGCCAACUUGUACUUCCCUUCCAUUUGGCAUUGUUGCUUCAUGUUGAAACAAUAUUCAGAAGGUGAUGAUGAGUACUUAAAGUGUAUGGCAAUAGCAAUGUGGGGCAAGUUUCAAAAGUAUUGGUCUCAGUUCCAUCUUACCUUGGCUAUAACAUGUGUUCUAGAUCCUCAUUUUAAGCUUGGGCUUGUCGAGUUCAGUUACAAAAAGCUUUAUGGAGAUGAUUGUUUUGAAUGCAUAACAAUGAGGAGUACGUUGUACUCUAUAUUUGAAGAGUACAAUAAAAACAAUAAGGAUUCAACUAGCCAAAAGACCAAUAUUUUUGAAUAUUUUAUGACGGAAAAAGAAGGAAGUGAUGAUGUGGAUGUUAUAUUCAAGGAAUUUGAUGAGAUGUCUUCGGUUGAGUCUAGUACUGCGUCACAGAAAUCAAAGCUUGACCUUUAUUUGGAUGAGCCAAGACUGGCUAGGAACGCGGAGCUUGAUAUCCUUUCCUUUUGGAAAUCAAACCAAUUUCGAUAUCCAGCAUUAGCUUCUAUGGCUUGUGAUAUUUUGGCUGUCCCUGUUUCAACAGUUGCUUCUGAAGCUACAUUUAGUGUUGGUGGUAGAGUUCUUAAUUCAUUUCGUAGCUCACUUAAACCAAAGACAAUUGAAGCACUUGUUUGUACCAAAGAUUGGUUAUAUGGUGACAAAGAUUUCAAUGAAGAGCUAGAGGAUCUUACACAAGAUAUCUUCAACUUUUCGUUGAAAGAUGAUGAGCCUUUCUCACAGGUAUCAAGUUCUCCUGAACGUUGA
Molecule: messenger RNA, 1737 nt
Organism: Morus notabilis
Lineage: Eukaryota; Viridiplantae; Streptophyta; Magnoliopsida; Rosales; Moraceae
Product: zinc finger BED domain-containing protein RICESLEEPER 2-like
Exons: 5
Coding region: 1-1737 (578 amino acids)
Molecular function (GO): protein dimerization activity; DNA binding
Source: RefSeq, a predicted model, not a curated record